UAUAUACACACACACACACACAAACACACACAAAGCAGCUUAGUGCAGUAAAUACACAAAGAGACACGGUGGAAUUGAACACAAUGGACUCACACUGCCCCUGCUGAUACUAACAAGAACAGAGUCCAGCUACAGAUUCGGUUUAGUGGAGGGUUUAAUGUUGCCUCAGUCUAUUUUACUAUAGCACAUAUUAAUGUAUAAUCAAAUGCACCUCAUAAAAUGUUUAUUGAAAGCCAUUAAAAGCCUGAUAGUUCUCCUCCACCUGUUUGGAAAGACAGAAAGGAUUUUGCGCCCGGGCAGCCCUGCCCUGUGUAAGUGAAUAGCAGCUCCAGCACCACGUUGCCCCUUCCCAAGGCGCUGCCUUCUCUCACAUGUCACUGGGGCUCCCUGGAUUCUUGUUUGUGCCUAGUAAAACAAGUUUUAUUUUCUCAGGUCAAUAAUCAGAACAUGCCCCUCUCUGGUGCUGCCAUGUGGGUGCCUAUGGUUUAAAGGGUAAUUAAACAAAUUCGGCAAAGUGAUUAAAAAUGAAUGGCAGGCAGGGCUGAAAGGGAUGGCAAGAAAUAGUCCCUAUUUAGUGCUGCUUUAUAUUUUUACAAGGACUCCGAGUCUUUGUGCGCAAAGACGCAAUGUGCCCCCUGUCCCCCGUGCGCCUUUCUCUCUAUCUGUGCGCACUUACACUUUGAUUCUUAAUUGUAUGUGUUUUUAAUCACAUCAGCCCCGUUAAGCGGAUUGAUUUACUCAGUAUUGGUAAAUAUGAUCACGUGGGCUCCGCAACCAAUGGAUGGAGGUUGCAGUCUGCAAAAUACUAUGAUUGUUCUCAGGGAGGGUAUUGCAUACAGUUAAGAGUGUAACCUUUUAUAUGAGGGAGAGGGGAGCCCAAAAUGUCGUCAAGUGGGACCAUAAGUAACUAUUAUGUGGAUUCUCUCAUAGGACAUGAGAGCGAGGAGGGCUACGGGGGUAGGUUUUCCCAGGGAGGUCAGAACGCGACCUCUAGGCCAUCAGGUGACGGGGACCCUUCAGACUUCCAUCCCUGUAGCUUUGCUUCCAAAUCCGGUGUCUUCCCCACGUCCUGGUCAACGGUUCAGCCUCAGCCUUCUGCAGGGAUGACAGGGAUCUACCACCCGUAUGUGGCCCAGUCCCACCUUGCAGCAGCAGCAGCAACAGACAGCGGCAGAUACACAGUGCGCUCCUGGCUGGAUCCCAUCUCCAGCGCUGCGCCCUCCUUCUCUGGAUUCCAAGCUAACGGGCGCAACUACGGGAUCAAACCUGAGAGUGCUGCAAAGAGGACAGAGUGCUCAUCCUUUGCUUCCCAGGGACUCAGCCUGCCCGAAUACACGUGCAAUUCCUUCCCAGAAAGCACAGAGAAGCCCCCGGCCAAGGAGCCUGCAGCACCAGCCAGCGAGGAGUCCAACAGCACUGAACUAAAGGAAGAGAAGGAGCAACAGCAGCAACAAAUUGACCCAAAUAAUCCUGCAGCCAACUGGAUCCACGCUCGCUCCACCAGGAAAAAGCGAUGCCCCUACACCAAAUACCAAACUUUGGAACUGGAAAAGGAAUUUCUCUUCAAUAUGUACCUCACCCGGGACCGCAGAUACGAGGUGGCCAGGAUUUUAAAUCUCACCGAGAGGCAAGUUAAAAUCUGGUUCCAGAACAGGAGAAUGAAGAUGAAGAAAAUGAACAAGGAAAAGGGGAAUAAGGACCAAUAACCCGUUGGGGGAUGCACUGAUUUCCUUGUGUAAAAACAUGGAGCAGUUAAAUAUAAAUAUAUAUAUAUAAAACGGUCUUUUUUCCGCAGUAGAUGUAAAUGUGUAAUUGUAUUUGGUUUUGUUUUUGUUCUGAAAACUUAGUUUACUGCCAGUGCGCAUCGAAAGGUGCAACAUUUUAUCUGUUAAUUUUUUUUUUACAAUUCACUGUGAUUGCACGUUAGGUCUUACAGGUAGGUAUUGCGAUUUUGUUAUGAGUUCUAAUACAUCGAAAUUGUUGUAGGAUAGUAGAUUUAUGUACCUGGAAAAGUUAGGAGGUGCAGAUAGGAAUGCGUUGGCUGAUGUUAGCAUUAGGGCCACGGUUCAUAAAACAAAUGUUCUCAUUAGGAAUCUAGGCGCAGGGCAUUUUCAACAUAUUUACACGUAAACAGAAACCUAUAAUUUGCAUGGGCCGCCACAGAUCGAUUCUUUCUCUUCGUGUCAUGAAAUAAAGUGCAUAUUUACCUCUGCAACAUAUAGGAAAGGCCUAGGUUUAGAUGGCAAGGCUAGUUAUUUAUUUACGGUUUUCUUUUGAAACAGUUCUUAAAAAUUCAACUCGUUUCGUACUGAAUUAAAUACGGUGUGGAAUCUGGUUCAUAUUUUUGUGCUUGUGGAUGAGAAAGUGAAUCAGAUUGCAGGAAGGCGGAGGGGUGUUAAGAAAUAAAUGCCCAGUGCCGCUAGCUUUUGUUUAUCCUAUGUACAAAAAUGUCAUUCGAUGGUGUUUUAGAAACAGCACAGCUUUGAGAUAUGUUGAGGAUUUAAGGGCGAAUUUAUAAUAAUCUGGGGCAUUUAGAUAACUCAUUUUUCUGAUGGUUCCUAUAACCAGUGAGGCAUUCCCGAGUUACACUGGACUGUACUAUUCUCUGGCCAAAUGUUCUCAUGUGAAUCAGAUAUCCUUGUGGUUCUGUGUUUCAGAAGUUCCUUGAAUUCCCAUCUCUUGUUCCACAAUGCUCGCCCAAAGUUCACUGACUGAUACACUAAUAUAUAUAUUUUAAUUUAAACGAAAGCACUGAAAAUGGUUUUAUAUGUGUAUUAUUGUGGUUUGCUAUGUAAAAAUGACAUCCCUAGGAAUGGACAAUCUGUUGGCUGUAAUAAGGAGGAAACUAAAUAGUUCCAGCAUCUGUGCUUGGGAAGAAUAAGAGAAUUUAAGCAGUUGGGACCCCCUCAUUGUCUUAUAAUUCUUUUAAAACAGGAAGAAGCACGGUGCAAUAAAGCCAUUUGGAUGGCUAGACGUCUGGACUUAAUGGUUUUACGAUGUACCAUUGCGUUUUUUCUUUGAAACCAGUUUAUUUUGAUGUUUGUCUCAACUGACAACAAAAUCCUGAAAAACUUGGACUAUGUUUACGGUCAGCCUUUAGAUGCCCAGACUGGGAAAAUAAUCUGUACAAUGAGUUACAAAAAAAUCUCUACUUUUGGGGACCGGCCUUACAAUUUGAACUGAAAAAUACUGAAAUGGAGAGACAAUUUUUUUCCUAAUAACUGAUUUUUUUUUUAAACAGAUCAACCUAUGCUUGGUCUUUAAAUAUUUUAAUGGAGUAGCGCGUAAAACGAAAAUAAAAUGUCUGUGAUUGUGA
Xenopus laevis (African clawed frog) is the source of this 3316-nucleotide messenger RNA. It is a transcript of the gene hoxd9.L, whose product is annotated as homeobox D9 L homeolog. Gene Ontology annotation, molecular function: DNA binding; DNA-binding transcription factor activity, RNA polymerase II-specific; RNA polymerase II cis-regulatory region sequence-specific DNA binding. Gene Ontology annotation, biological process: regulation of DNA-templated transcription; anterior/posterior pattern specification; proximal/distal pattern formation. The transcript has 2 exons. Gene Ontology annotation, cellular component: nucleus. The coding region runs from base 882 to 1706 and encodes 274 amino acids. The record is from RefSeq and is a predicted model, not a curated record. Lineage: Eukaryota; Metazoa; Chordata; Amphibia; Anura; Pipidae.